This is a messenger RNA of Bipolaris maydis ATCC 48331, 946 nucleotides long. The record is from RefSeq and is a predicted model, not a curated record. NCBI's taxonomy places the organism in Eukaryota, Fungi, Ascomycota, Dothideomycetes, Pleosporales, Pleosporaceae.
ACACACGUCAAAAUCGACCUCAGCUUCGACAACACCGCUAACCCGCAGCAACCGUCAAGAUGAAGUACAUCCACUCCGAGGAAGAACUCCCCAUCCCUGAGGGCGUCAAGGUCAGCAUCAAGAACCGAAAUGUCGUUGUUGAGGGUCCCCGAGGCAAGCUGAGCAAGUCUCUCGGUCACUUGGCGGUCAGCUUCUCACACCCCAAGAAGGAUCUGAUUAAGAUCGAGCUCCACCACGGCAUCCGCAAGAGCGUCGCCACUCUCCGCACCGUCCGCACACUCAUCAACAACUUGAUCAUCGGUGUCACCAAGGGUUACAAGUACAAGAUGCGAUACGUAUAUGCCCAUUUUCCCAUCAACGUCAACCUUGAGAAGAACAACGAGUCCGGCUGCUGGGAGGUCGAGAUCAGGAACUUCAUCGGCGAGAAGCUCGUACGAAGGGUUGUCCUGAGGCCCGGUGUUGAGGUUGAGGCUUCCAAGAACGUCAAGGACCAGCUUGAGCUUUCCGGAAACUCACUCGAGGAUGUCUCCCAGGGUGCCGCUGAUAUCCAACAAAUCUGCAAGGUCCGCAACAAGGAUAUCCGAAAGUUCUUGGACGGUCUGUACGUGUCGGAGCGCGGCAACAUUGUCGAGGACGCGUAAAAGGUUCUGGGGAGUACGGGUUUCUUUACGGGCACAUGAGCAUCUAUGAACUUCUCUGCAUCACAUCACGUGCGGUUGGCGCCUGGGGGUCUAAGCUCAAAAACGAUGUUCAAACAAUACCACCAAUGACUUGAUGGAAGAAGCAUGCAUCCACGAUUUUGGUGAUAUGAUGGGAAGUCAGCAAUUUCCGUGUUUGUACAAGGGUCGGUGCUCGGGACUUACUUCUUUAGUACAGGACGAUUGUGGUUGACAGCGAGAGCUUUUGUUAACAUACAGAGCCAAUGAAAGAACGCUUCCCAUGUCCA